Orussus abietinus is the source of this 2115-nucleotide messenger RNA. RefSeq names its product peptidylprolyl isomerase domain and WD repeat-containing protein 1. The transcript has 9 exons. Gene Ontology annotation, molecular function: protein binding; peptidyl-prolyl cis-trans isomerase activity. The record is from RefSeq and is a predicted model, not a curated record. NCBI's taxonomy places the organism in Eukaryota, Metazoa, Arthropoda, Insecta, Hymenoptera, Orussidae. Gene Ontology annotation, biological process: protein peptidyl-prolyl isomerization. The coding region runs from base 277 to 2115 and encodes 612 amino acids.
GUGCGAAGUUAUCGAAAUUUUCGACGCUCGAACGCGUGCGUGGUUACCUUGCAAAGGCGCAACAAUGUCCAGGAUUUUAUUAUUUCGGAGAAAUAUGCUCUAAUGGUCGAUGACUAUUUUUCAUGUUUAGAUCGGUUGGUAAUUGGGAUCCUUUGGUCGAAUCUCGACAGAAUGAGUUUUUUUGAUUAGGGAGAGGAAUAUGAUCUCACUACUCAGGUUAAACGCAAUAUUAUUACUUUCUGAAGAUUUUGAGGUUAUCCUGUGAAUUUAUCCAAUAUGUCGGACAGUAAAAGAAAUCACGAAGGCAGCGACGAGGAGGAUGGAUGGGUCGGACCUCUACCUUCCGAAGCAGCCCCCCGAAAGAAACAAAAAGUUUUGGAGUACGAGCAAGUGUAUGUAGAAAAUUUACCAUGCUGUGAAUGCUAUGAGAAAUCGUACAUGCACAGAGACGUUAUCACUCACAUAUUAGUGACUAAAACAAAUUUCAUAAUUACGGCCAGCUAUGAUGGGCACGUUAAAUUUUGGAAGAAGCAGGAGGAACUCAUAGAAUUUGUAAAACACUUUCGAGCGCAUCUAAUGGCAAUCCAGUCAAUGGCAGCCAGUUGCAACGGUGCUUAUGCGUGUACAGUGAGUCUGGAUAAAAAUUUAAAAGUAUUUGACGUUGUCAAUUUUGACAUGAUAAACAUGAUGAAAUUCGACUAUGUACCGCUCUGCGUUGAAUGGGUGUAUUCCCCUGGAGACGCAAUAGCAGCUGUUGCCAUUUCCGAUCAGGACUCGAAUAAAAUAUUUAUUUAUGAUGGCCAGGGUACUAAUACACCACUGCAUGUUUUUGAAAGAUUGCAUACCAGUCCUGUAGUUAUUAUGAAGUACAAUCCUGCAUACGAAACGUGCAUUUCUGUAGAUAAAUCAGGUAUUUUAGAAUACUGGAUGGGACCCAAAUAUGAAUUCAAAUUCCCAAAAUGUGUUACAUUUGAGUCAAAGCUGGAUACCAACUUAUUUGAAUUUGCCAAAAAUAAGACAUAUCCAUGUGGUUUGGCUGUAUCGCCCGAUGGAAAAAGAUUUGCUACACUUAGCGGAGACAGGAAAGUUAGAGUCUUUAAUUUUCUUUCUGGCAAAUUGUACAGAGUAUUUGAUGAAACGUUGCAAAGGUAUAGCGAACUCCAACAAACGACGCAACAGCUACCUAAUAUGGAAUUUGGUAGAAGAAUGGCUGUUGAAAGAGAGUUAGAUAAAACUGAAACAAAUUUAGGUAAUAUAGUUUUCGACGAGUCGGGUUAUAUGAUUCUGUAUAGCACGAUAUUUGGCAUUAAAAUGGUGAACCUUUAUACGAAUCGAUGCAUCAGAAUUUUAGGGAAACCUGAGAAUAUUCGACCAAUGCAACUUGCUUUAUUUCAGGGAAAAGCAAGAAAAACUACAGCAGCUGUAACUGUAGAAAUGGAAGCAUCGGAGAAUCCAACGAUAGAAAUGAAUAAGCCAGAUCCAACACUGUUUUGUACCGCGCAUAAGAAGAAUAGAUUCUUCAUGUUUACUAGGCGUGAACCUGAAGACACAAAGAGCCAAGAGUGUGACAGAGACGUCUUCAACGAGAAACCCUCAAAGGAAGACAUUAUUUCCUCUACCGAGGCGACAAAUAUGCAGAAAAUUUACGAUACCGCUAUUUUACAUACAGCUCUGGGAGAUAUUCACGUCAACCUCUUUGGCAAAGAUGUUCCGAGGACGGUGGAAAACUUCUGCGUUCAUUCGAAAAAUGGUUACUACAACAGUCACAUAUUCCACCGCGUGAUCAAAGGAUUUAUGAUCCAAACUGGAGAUCCUACUGGAACUGGCACCGGGGGCGAAAGUAUAUGGGGUGGCGAGUUUGAGGACGAAUUUAAACCAAAUUUAAGACAUGACAGGCCUUACACAUUAAGCAUGGCCAAUGCCGGUCCAAAUACCAAUGGCAGUCAAUUUUUCAUUACGUUAACACCAACGCCAUGGUUGGAUAACAAACACACAGUCUUCGGCAGAGUGGUUAAAGGAAUGGAAGUGGUGCAAAACAUCAGCCAAGUAAAGACCAACCCCAAGACCGACAAGCCUUACGACGAUAUACGGAUAGUUAGCAUAACUGUAAAGUAA